AUGGACACUAAAACAAAUCUUGUUUUCAACUUUAUUCUUUGGCAGUUGCCUUUACUUCUGUUACUAUCAUGUCAUUACUUGAACUUGGCUUAUGCUGCAGGUGGCAAGUGGGACCUACUUAUGUCCAACAUUGGCAUUUCCGCCAUGCACAUGCAACUCCUCAACAACGAUAGAGUCAUCAUUUACGAUCGUACUGACUUUGGUGCAUCCAACAUCUCGUUGCCUGAUGGCAAAUGUCGUAACAAUCCUAAGGAGCUUGUCUUGAAAGUUGAUUGUACUGCCCACUCUGUAGAAUACGACGUGUCCAUCAAUACAGUACGACCUCUCAUGGUCCAGACCGAUGUGUGGUGCUCCUCUAGCUCUGCCACAUCGGAUGGUUCUUUGGUCCAAACUGGUGGCUUCAAUGACGGUAAAUUUAUGGUGAGAACUUUUAACCCCUGCAACACUUGUGACUGGCAAGAAAUGGGAGAUCGCCUAAUUCAAAGUCGAUGGUAUUCCACCAAUCAUAUUCUUCCUGAUGGAAGACAAAUUAUCAUAGGAGGCCGUGAUGCUUUUAACUACGAGUUUUACCCCAAAACUGCUUCAACCAACAACAUAUUUAGUCUACCUUUCCUUCAACAAACUAAUGUUCCUAGAGAGGAAAACAAUUUAUACCCAUUUGUUUUUCUAAAUGUUGAUGGACAUUUAUUCAUUUUCACCAACGAUCGAGCUAUCUUGCUCGAUUACACGACAAAUACGAUAGUGAAAAUGUUUCCACAAAUACCCGGUGGUGACCCGAGAAAUUAUCCAAGUACUGGUUCUGCAGUUCUUCUUCCCUUAAAGAACUUGCGCUCACAGACGGUUCAAGCUGAGGUUUUGGUGUGUGGUGGAGCACCAAAAGGCUCAUACUUGAGAGCAACAAAAGGAGACUAUGUGGGUGCGUUAAAUACUUGCGGGCGGAUUACAAUUACCGACCCGAAUCCACAAUGGACCAUGGAGACCAUGCCACUGGCUCGAACAAUGGGUGAUAUGGUAAUUUUACCAAAUGGCAACGUCUUGAUCGUCAAUGGAGCUGCAUCAGGUACUGCUGGAUGGCGAAUUGCAAGGAACCCGAUUUUGAGUCCGGUGAUUUACCGACCCGAUAACCCAUCUGAUUCUAGAUUCGACGUACAGAACCCAAAUGCCAUACCUAGAAUGUACCACUCAACAACGGUUCUACUUCGAGAUGGUCGGGUUCUUGUUGGCGGUAGCAAUCCAAAUGAGCUUUACAACUUCACCGGAGUAAUUUUUCCAACGGAGUUAAGCUUAGAGGCAUUUUCACCCUCCUAUUUGGAUGUGGAAUUUGCUAAUUUGCGACCGCAAAUCAUUUUUCCUGCUUCACAUCUUAAAUUCACAUAUGGGCAACGUGUUGACAUUCAAUUUACUGCUUCAGAAUUACUAAAUCGAGAUUUGAUCAAAGUGACUAUGAUUGCACCGGGUUUUAAUACACAUUCGAAUACGAUGAAUCAAAGAAUGUUGGUACUUCCAAGAGGACUUGUAAGACAAGUCGGACGAUUUGUGUAUGAAUUGAGUUGUGUAUUUCCAAAUUCGGGUAAAUUAGCACCAACCGGUUACUAUCUUCUAUUUGUGGUUCAUCAGGACAUACCAAGCCAGGGAAUUUGGGUCCGGGUCAACUAACCACAUUUGACGCUACAAAAUUAUUUUCAGAAUUUUCUUUUACUUUCAACUAAUUGUAUGUGUACGAGAAGACCUGUUUUUAUAUUUUUAUAAUAAUG
Molecule: messenger RNA, 1754 nt
Organism: Solanum dulcamara
Lineage: Eukaryota; Viridiplantae; Streptophyta; Magnoliopsida; Solanales; Solanaceae
Product: aldehyde oxidase GLOX1-like
Exons: 1
Coding region: 1-1656 (551 amino acids)
Source: RefSeq, a predicted model, not a curated record